GCUGCUGUGCAGUCUCGCGCUGUUUGCAGCCAGAGGAGGAUGAAGAGAGUUGGGAGGAGAAGAAGAAAGUUCCCGCGCUUUGUGUCUCUCUGAUGGACUGUAACAAUAAAAGCAGCAGAAGAAGAAGCUCUCUGAUGGACUGUAACAAUAAAAGCAGCAGAAGAAGAAGUCGGAGGACUUCCUGUUGAAACUUUUCUCUCCGCAAACUCUGCGCGCGCUCCCGCCGCCUGCGGCUGCUCUCGGGCCGUACUGCGCAUGCUCUGUCCACAGCUGUUGUGUUUUUUCCUCUUCCGGGUACAAUGGAUCGGUUGUGUCACCGGGACCGGCGGUGACGUCAACGGGACCGGAGGGAGGGGGGGCUGCGGGAGCGCGCCUCAGCUGAGCGCAUGAACGUGAGUGUUUACAACCAUGACGUCAGACGGUUGUUGUAAAUGUGAGUCCGUAGUGUGUGUGUGUGUGUGUGUGUGAGGAUGAGCGGCGGUAAAAAAAGGAGUGGCUUCCAGAUCACCAGUGUGACCUCAGACUUCAAUCAAACUCCAGCCGCCCAAUCAGCUCCCAGCGUGGUCCUGAAUGUCCUCCAAUCAGCAGUCUCCUCCUCCACCCUGCAGGGAAGCUCCUCCCAGCCGACCACACCCUCUCUGAAAAGGAAAUACAUCUCCCAUGAUGCUUCGGGGCAGGGUGGCUGUUCCUCCAGGUUCAGGGUGGUUCGGUUGGUAGUGGGAGGGGUUGGUGGCGGUGGGCGGGGUGAGCCGUAUCGGCGUGGUCGAUGGACGUGCAUGGACUUUAUGGAGCGUCAGGAAGGGGUGGGGUUCAGGCGGGUGAUGGACACAAUGAGACACGCCCAUUCGCUCGAAUCCCUGGAGAUGAUUGGCUGUGACAUAGACAGAGGCGGAGUCCACUCCCAGGACACCGCCCACCUGUUGGCUCACCCACUUAGAGGCAGGGAGGGGGCGGGUCUUGUACUGCGCAGUGGGCCGCCCUCACCAACACACCAAGAGCCAAUCAACAUCCGGCUCCUGGACUGCAAGGAGCCAAUAGGAGUACAUGGAUUUGACUCCAAACCUCCACCUCCUUCGCCCCGCCCACGAAAUGUCCCUCCUCCUCUACGAUUAGACGUUGAUGCUGCAGGACGGUCUGUCCUCAGGCUGUCUCACUCUCAGCCCAGCUCCCCCCCCGCUGGACCGUACCAUCCCAUUUUGACCCCCAUCCAGACUCCUGCUGCCUUCAGUCUGGACCAAACCAUCUUCAACCUGCCGGGGGAGGCCAGUAGUUCCAGUAACAGUCUGAUCGCCAUCGACAACAAAAUCGAGCAGGCCAUGGACCUGGUAAAGAGUCACCUGAUGCUAGCGGUCAGAGAGGAGGUGGAGCUUCUGAAGGAACAAAUCAGGGAGCUGCAAGAGAGGAACCAACAGCUGGAGAGAGAGAACCACAUCCUGAGAACACUCACACAUAAUAUACACACUGCAUAAUACACACAAUAUACACAAUAUACACACUACAUAACACACAAUGACAGACCUGGACUGAGCACACUCUCCUCACCUGAGAGUCGUCGUGGUAACAAGUUGAAUAGGCUGAUAAUCAGACUAAUAAGAACCCUGGUAACCAUGACAAUGGGACUGUUUGAAUACUGGUGUUAUUGUAUUAUGAAGAUGAUGACGAAAAGUAGAUUCUAAUAAAUUAAUGAUGGCUAACUACACAA
Messenger RNA from Dicentrarchus labrax (European seabass), 1702 nucleotides. RefSeq lists its product as uncharacterized. The transcript is spliced from 5 exons. Gene Ontology annotation, biological process: regulation of transcription by RNA polymerase II. The record is from RefSeq and is a predicted model, not a curated record. Bases 471 to 1469 code for a protein of 332 amino acids. NCBI's taxonomy places the organism in Eukaryota, Metazoa, Chordata, Actinopteri, Moronidae.